Verticillium dahliae VdLs.17 is the source of this 1416-nucleotide messenger RNA. RefSeq lists its product as uncharacterized. The record is from RefSeq and is a predicted model, not a curated record. NCBI's taxonomy places the organism in Eukaryota, Fungi, Ascomycota, Sordariomycetes, Glomerellales, Plectosphaerellaceae. The transcript is spliced from 3 exons. Bases 1 to 1416 code for a protein of 471 amino acids.
AUGACUUUCAAUGUUGACCGCAACGUUGAUGCCAUUUCGGGCGAGGUCUGGUGGAGUGAGCGUCGAGGCUCGGCGCGGGUGUCCGAGUCAGGGUGCUCCGGGUCAACCCCCUGCACCAGCUGCCUCAAGCGCAAGCUCACCUGCGUCUUCCCCAGCCAGACGACGGCCAAGCGAGGAAAGGCCAUUACCCUCGACCAGGGCAAACACCUCACUCAGAUCACCUUUGCCGUCUCCUCCUCGUCCUCGUCCUCCUCGACGUCCCCCGUCGUCUUCACCCCCUCCCCGUCGCCAGCCCUGCCCGACCCGACGGCCCACGCCCUCUCCCUCUUCACAGCCUUCAUCGCGCGCAACAGCUUCACAGGCCAGUCGAUGACCUAUCUCGCCGACCUGCCGCCCCUGCUCAGUCCGUCCUCGCCCCUGCUCCCGGCCCUGCACGCCCUGGCCAACCUGCAGCUCCGCCGCCCGCGGCCCGCCCUCGAAGCCUACGGCACAGCCAUAGUCUCCCUACGCCACACCCUCGCCUCCGCGCCAGCCGCCUCCGUUCCGGCGAGCGGCGCCUCCACCCCGACCUCCGCCGCCGACGCGAUGCGCACGACCGUCCUCUGGACAACCUUCCUCCUCGGCCUCUUCGAGCUCAUGACCGACGCCUCGGGCGCGGGCUGGGUGCAGCACAUGGUGCACGGCACGGCGCGUGCGCUCGUGGCGCUGGGGCCCGCGGCGUGCUCCGCCCGCAGCAGCAGCGCCGUGGGGCGAUUCUUCCUGCAGGUGCGGGCGUUCGAGGCCUGCCGCGCCGUCAUCUUCAACGAGGUCUCGUUCCUGGGAGAGGACAGCUGGCGGGCCGUCGUUGGGGGGCAGACGGAGGAGGAUGCCGUGCUGGAUGUCAUUGUGCGCUGCUCGGGGCUGCGCGUUCGCAGAACAUCCGACUUCAUCAAAAACCUGACAGAUCCCCCCUCCCCCUCCGAAACACUCACAGCACUAACCCUCGCAGAAGAGGGCGCAACGCUGCGCGCCGUCCUCGAGGCGGCCCCGUCCCGCUCCCUCCUCACCAGGCUCCUCGUGGCCGCGACGAGCAUCUACCUCUCGGGCAACUACGACUACGACCUGCCGGCGUGGCGAGGCCUCGGCGUCGCGGUGCCGACGCUGCCGGCGCCGACGGUCAAGACGCACUGCGAGACGAUCGGGGCGUGCGCUCGCGAGGCGCUGAAAGAGAGGAGCCUGUCGCCGCUGCUGCUGCUGUAUCCGCUGCGCGUGGCUGGCGCGCGAGCCUGGACGGUCGAGGAGCAGGUGCUGGUCGAUGGGUUGCUGACGGAGGUUGGGCGGGAGUUUGUCGUGGCGGAGGCGUUCCUGGGGGAGUUGAGGGAGAUUUGGCUGGUGCGGAACGAGAUGGCGGCCCUGGUUGGAGCCGGGGUUGCAUGA